AUGACACUUGGGGAGAAACCUGAAGCUAUGUUUAGGCUUAAGGCAGAACAUGAGAAGAGGACACAGAAGCAAGAGUUACUGGAACCUUUACAAGAAACAGAAGAUGAAAACAGCGGAGCAUCUCAGGAGACGAUCGAGAGAUGCACAUACCCACAUAAAUACAAAAAAAGGGACCAGCCCCGCCAACAAGCCGGCGAAGCACCGACUCAGGAAGCCACCGAGGAGCAGUGCACUAUCUGCCUCUGCACUUUGGAGGAAGGGGAAGAUGUGAGACGUCUUCCUUGCAUGCACAUUUUUCAUCGAGUGUGCAUCGACCAGUGGCUGGCUACGACUACGAGAUGCCCCUUAUGCAGAGGGGACAUCGAAGACCAGCUGCCACAUGAAAAUUAA
Manis pentadactyla (Chinese pangolin) is the source of this 390-nucleotide messenger RNA. Its product is annotated as E3 ubiquitin-protein ligase Arkadia-like. Gene Ontology annotation, molecular function: zinc ion binding; ubiquitin protein ligase activity. NCBI's taxonomy places the organism in Eukaryota, Metazoa, Chordata, Mammalia, Pholidota, Manidae. The record is from RefSeq and is a predicted model, not a curated record. The transcript is spliced from 4 exons. The coding region runs from base 1 to 390 and encodes 129 amino acids.